ACAGUACUCAGCAUUUUACUAUCGUCUUCAAUAUUAUUACUUUCACAUCAAUUCUACUCAAAUAAUAGUGUAUUCGAUGGUCAAGUUAUAGAAAAUUCAUCCUCAAUUUCAUAUACAACCCUCUAAUAUUAUACCUAAACUAUACUGUAUGCCAUUCUCCUUUGUAUACAGUUUAUACACUGUGUCGCGUGUACAUAAAUUCCAUAUUCUUUAGGUUUCUCUCUUAGGCAAUCGAGUUUCUAAGUCAGCGUUAUAAGUCAAUACCUAUUCACCCUUUUACUUCCUUAGAUCCAUAUCGAUAUCUUGCUUACAACUUCCAUGCAAAACUCAUAAUAACUAUUCAUGGCUCUACAAUGACGGAUACAGAAAUGAAAAUCGAUCCUCAAAGAGCUGCCGCUUUAGUAUCGCAGAUUAAAAGCGUACGCGAGCGCAUCACCGCUGUCGCUAGUGGUCGAGAUGUACGCCUAGUCGCUGUCUCGAAGCUGAAGCCGGCCAAUGACAUACUGGCAUUGAUGCAGCAGACCUCGCCGCCCCAACUGCACUUUGGCGAGAAUUAUGCCCAGGAAUUAAUCCAAAAGGCUGAAAUAUUACCACGGAGUGUAAAAUGGCAUUUCAUCGGUGGCCUGCAGUCUGGGCACUGCAAGAACCUAGCCAAAGUCCCCAACCUUUGGUGUGUCUCGAGCGUAGACACCGAGAAGAAAGUCCAACUCCUCGAUAAAUACCGAGGCGAAUUCAUAUCCUCCUUCUCAUCUUCAUCCCCCUCUGAACCCACCCCCGAGAAACUCAACAUUCACAUCCAAGUCAAUACGUCCGGCGAAUCCUCCAAGUCCGGCUGCGAACCAGGCGCCGCCACCGUAGCUCUAUGUCGCGCCGUGCUCACGGCGCCUAACUUACAUCUCUUGGGUCUAAUGACUAUCGGUGCGAUUGCGCGAAGCGUGGCUACGACGCCGGAGAAUGAGAAUGAGGAUUUCUUGUGUUUACGGGAACAGCGGGAUCUCAUAGUCAAGGAGUUGGGGUCGGAAUUUGGCAAGGAUGGAAAGUUAGAGUUGGAGCUUAGCAUGGGUAUGAGUGAGGAUUUCGAGGGCGCUAUUGUUGCAGGUAGUGGUGAGGUGAGAGUGGGAAGUACAAUUUUCGGACAGAGGCCGUUGAAGAGUGAGGCGAAAAUUAGGGAGUAACUUAGUCUAGUAGCAUGAGGUAGAUCAAAAAGCAUUGCGAAGCAUUCAAGUAAACAAUACGUCAAA
This is a messenger RNA of Hypoxylon trugodes, 1241 nucleotides long. RefSeq lists its product as uncharacterized. Lineage: Eukaryota; Fungi; Ascomycota; Sordariomycetes; Xylariales; Hypoxylaceae. The coding region runs from base 354 to 1175 and encodes 273 amino acids. The record is from RefSeq and is a predicted model, not a curated record. Gene Ontology annotation, cellular component: intracellular anatomical structure. The transcript has 3 exons. Gene Ontology annotation, molecular function: pyridoxal phosphate binding.